GCCAAGAUUAGUAGUUGAUUAUAAAUUUAUUUAUUUAGUUUAGGUUAUAUUCAAGACUCAUCUUCGAAACUGUCUUACAGUUUAAUCUUGAGUUGGUUGAAAGCAUAAUUAUGUUCCUAUGGUGAUGUCCGAAGAGUGGGAGAUAUCUUGUUCUGACGACGAGAAAUAUGAAGUGAUACAAGUUGAAAGUGGUAAGUGGGAACCACCUCCAGAAAUGAUUAUCAAGUAUUACGAUGAGUUAGACAAUGGCCAGAAGUAUUUAGAAUUAAACUGGAAGUGUCCUGGACGCAGGCCUCCUACUCCCGAAAAGACAGAUGAACAGAAGGAAAAUGAAAGUACUGUUUCAGAAAGUAAGAGUGAAGAAAAGGAUGAAUAUUUUGAUUUUGAAGUAGAUAAAGGGCCUGCAAGCUUAAGACCAUCAGGUGAAGUUGGACCCAGAGGCAGUGCUAAAAAGAAAACCACCAGUUUGGAUGCUAUUCUUUCUAAUAUGGCAAGGCACCGAAGAAUGGACAUGAUGGAAGAAGAUCCCCCAGAAAUCUCUCGAAUUUAGAUGUUUUAUUUUGUUCUAACAAAUUAUCAAUUGACAAACUUGUGCAAUUAUAUUUUAGUGCUUGUGGGUUAUUCAAAUUCAAUAUACUAAGAUUUAUUUAUUAAGCUUACCAUUGUGUGUAAAUAUAUACAUAUCUUUUGUUGUAUUUAUAUGUAAAUUAUGACUAUAAAGCCUAAUUAAAAUCUGCCAGUAUCUG
Nezara viridula (southern green stink bug) is the source of this 746-nucleotide messenger RNA. The record is from the annotation of a GenBank genome assembly. NCBI's taxonomy places the organism in Eukaryota, Metazoa, Arthropoda, Insecta, Hemiptera, Pentatomidae.